Suncus etruscus (white-toothed pygmy shrew) is the source of this 954-nucleotide messenger RNA. RefSeq names its product olfactory receptor 5B17-like. Gene Ontology annotation, cellular component: membrane. Gene Ontology annotation, biological process: G protein-coupled receptor signaling pathway; sensory perception of smell. The coding region runs from base 1 to 954 and encodes 317 amino acids. The record is from RefSeq and is a predicted model, not a curated record. The transcript has a single exon. Gene Ontology annotation, molecular function: olfactory receptor activity; G protein-coupled receptor activity; odorant binding. NCBI's taxonomy places the organism in Eukaryota, Metazoa, Chordata, Mammalia, Eulipotyphla, Soricidae.
AUGACAUCCAGGGAGAAUAACACAGAAGUGACUGAAUUCAUUCUUCUAGGACUCACUGAUGCCCCAGAACUGCAGGUGCCUCUUUUCAUAGUGUUCACCCUCAUCUACCUCAUCACCCUGAUAGGUAACCUGGGCAUGGUCAUAUUGAUCCUGCUAGAUUCCCGUCUUCAUAUCCCCAUGUACUUUUUCCUUAGCAACCUCUCUCUGGUGGACUUUUGUUACUCCUCAACAGUCACACCAAAGGUGAUGGCAGGAUUUCUUAUUGGAGACAAGAUCAUCUCCUACAAUGCAUGUGCUGCCCAGAUGUUCUUUUUUGCAGUCUUUGCCACUGCGGAAAAUUUUCUUUUGGCUGCCAUGGCUUAUGACCGCUAUGCGGCAGUGUGCAAACCCUUACAUUACACCACAAUAAUGACUCCAAGUAAGUGUAUUCAUUUGGUCAUGGGAUGUUACUUUUUUGCCUUUCUGACUGCUGCUGUUCAAGUUGGAGACACUUUCUGCCUCUCUUUCUGUGUGUCCAAUGUGAUUCAUCACUUUUUCUGUGAUAUUCCAGUGGUCAUGAGUCUGACUUGUUCUGAGAAGCACAUUGUUGAGCUUGUUCUUCUUCUUAUGUCAAGCUUCAACAUCUUUUUUGCUGUUAUUGUUAUCUUCAUCUCCUACCUGUUCAUCUUCAUCAACAUUUUCAAGAUUCACUCAACUGAGGGAUACCAGAAGGCUAUAUCGACCUGUGCCUCUCACCUCAUUGCUGUUUCCAUAUUUUAUGGUACUGUUGUUGUCAUGUACUUGCAGCCCAGUUCCAGCCAUUCCAUGGAUGCAGACAAGCCUGCCUCUGUGUUCUAUACUAUGGUUAUUCCUAUGCUUAAUCCUAUUGUUUAUAGCCUGAGGAAUAAAGAGGUGAAGAAUGCAUUCAAAAAGGCGGUGGAGAAGGCUAAGUAUUCCCUAGGUUUAGCCAUUUAA